Molecule: messenger RNA, 4217 nt
Organism: Trematomus bernacchii (emerald rockcod)
Lineage: Eukaryota; Metazoa; Chordata; Actinopteri; Perciformes; Nototheniidae
Product: lamin-A-like
Exons: 14
Coding region: 187-2142 (651 amino acids)
Source: RefSeq, a predicted model, not a curated record
UUUCCAAAAAGAGACGUAGGUACAUGUGCAGUGAGCGACAGCUAGGAGAACAGUUCAGGGCACGAGCCAAAGGCGCACACACCCACUAGCAGAGAGCAGGACUGCAUUAUUCUACGGAUCCUCUUCUCUACGCACCUCUGGGCCAGUGACUCACACCUCUGCACCUCUUGUUGAGCCAUUAUCACCAUGGAAACCCCAAGCCAGAAACGCACCAGCCGGGGUGCCUCCUCCCCGACCCGCAUCACCAGGCUGCAGGAGAAGGAGGACAUGAUCAACCUCAAUGACCGGCUGGCCGUCUACAUCGACAAGGUGCGCUCGCUGGAGUCGGAGAACGCCGGUCUGCGAAUGCGCAUCACCGAGUCGGAUUCCUGUGUGACCCGCGAGGUGUCGGGCAUCAAGGGGGCCUACGAGGCGGAGCUGGCCGACGCCCGCAAGACCCUGGACCAGGUUGCCAAGGAGCGAGCACGCAUGCAGCUGGAGCUCAGCAAGAUCAGGGAGGAGCACAAGGACCUCAAAGCCAGGAAUGGGAAGAAGGAGUCUGACCUUGAGGCGGCUCUGAUCAGGCUGAGGGACCUGGAGGCCAUGCUGAACUCUAAAGAUGCUUCCCUCUCCACGGCCCUGGGGGAGAAGCGGACCCUGGAGGCGGAGUUGAAGGACCUCAAGGCCCAGCUGGCCAAGUUGGAUGGCAGCUUAGCGGAUGCCAAGAGGCAGCUUCAGGAUGAGAUGCUGAGGAGAGUGGACGCCGAGAACCGCCUGCAGACCGUGAAGGAGGAACUGGAGUUCCAGAAGAACAUCUUCAACGAGGAGCGGCGUGAUAGCGAGCACCGCUACAAGUCCCACAUGACGGAGGUGGUCAGCGGGCGGCAGCAGGAGUUUGAGAGCAAGCUGGCCAUCGCCCUGAUGGAGAUGAGAGCCCAGCACGAGGAGCAGCUCGCCCUCUACAAGGAGGAGGUGGAGAAGACCUACAACUCUAAGCUGGAGAACGCCCGUCACUCUGCUGACAGGAACGGCCAUUUGUUGGGAGCCAGUCAUGAAGAGGUGCAGCAGUCCCGGGUUCGAAUUGAGAGCAUGUCAGGCCAGCUCAGCAUGAUGCAGAAACAGCUGUCAGCGAGCGAGGCCAGGGUGCGGGAGCUGGAGGAGGCGAUGUCAAGGGAGCGGGACCUGAUGCGGCGGCGCCUGGAGGAUAAAGAGCGGGAGGUGACUGAUAUCCGCAGUCGACUCCAACUGCAGCUCGAGGAGUACCAGGAGCUGCUGGACAUCAAACUGGCCCUGGACAUGGAGAUCAAUGCUUACAGGAAGCUGCUGGAGGGAGAGGAGGCCAGGCUGAGUCUCUCACCCGGCACUACACCCACCGCCAAGGUCACAGUGACACGGUCCUCUGGCUCCGCCCACAACCAGAUCAGUCGUGUGGUCCAGUCUUCCGGCCUUGCCGUUGGCACCGGCACCGCCUCCAGCAGCCGUAACUCCUCCGGAACAGCCGUCUCCAAGAAGCGCCGCCUCAAUGACAACGACAGCGAGACCUCCAGCAUGGUGGGGGGCUCUGUGACCAAGACUCGCAUCAGUCAGAACGCCUCAGCCAGCGGGCGCGUCACCGUGGACGAAGUCGACCUGGAGGGCAAGUUCAUCCGUCUCAGCAACAAAGCCGACGAGGACCAAUCUCUGGCUAACUGGCAGGUGAAGAGAGUCGUAGGUACCACCACCCCCAUCAUCUACAAGUUUCCCAGCAAGUUCACUCUGAAGGCCGGAGGAACUGUCACGAUCUGGGCUGCCUCUGGAGGAGGAACCCACAACCCCCCCACUGACGUGGUGUGGAAGACCCAGAGCUCCUGGGGCACCGGAGACCUCAUGCAGACCAUCCUCAUCAGUGCCAACGGAGAGGAAAUGGCCAUGAGGAAGGUGACCCGCACCCUGUUCCAUGAGGAUGAAGACGAUGACAUGGGAGCUCACAGCACGAGCGGGGACAACGAGUACAACCUGCGGAGCCGCACGGUGAUCUGCGACUCCUGCGGGCAGACGGCGGACCGCCCGGGGUGCGGCGGCGGCGGGGGUCUGCCUGAAGGCCUCGGGGGACACUCCCUCUUCAUGGGGAGCAACGAGCCCAGAAAGGGCCGUGCAAAGCCGGAGAACUGCUCCGUCAUGUAGAGCCAGACCCAACCUCACCUGACCUGACCCCACCUCACCUGAACCCACAUCCUGCAGCCAAUAAAGGACGAGAAGAUAUUUUCUUCCUUUGGGUUGUUUGUCUCUAUUUUCAUUUUUUUUAUACGAUAUUAUUUUUUGUAUUCAGAUAAAUCUGCAGGUUAGGAUUGCUUUAAGGUUUUCGGGGGAAAGGAUUUUCAUAUUCAGCUUUUGAUUUUGUAUUUCAAGUUAUGUCAUCGCAUGUGUGCUGCGCUAAAUGCUUGUCUUGCUCUUGUUCUUGCACAAACUCUCUCUCACACUCACACACACACACACACACACACACACACACACACACACACACACACACACACACACACACACACACACACACACACACACACACACACACACACACACACACACACACACACACACAGCUCCAUUGACCAGUGCUUGCGCUUUGAUCCCAGCCGGGGUUUCACAUUUAAUGGCCAUGCUGUCAACUCUCAACACGAACAGCUAGUGAACCCUGUCAGGAAUAAGUCUCAGCCUUACAGACCAUAGGAAACUAAUCCUGUGGUGUUUUUUUUAAAUCAUGUUUAUUGACCAUCAAAUCAGGUGAAAUCUUUAUUUGAGAUGUUGAUGUUUACAAUGAAAUAUGCUUGUCCGUCUUUUUUGAAACAGUGUUUUGCUGUCUCAAAAUGCUAUAGAAAAUACAUUGACGUUGGUUUUUGUUUUGAUAAUCAUGUUGAAAUGCUCUCCAAAGAUAGCCGCAGUACUGUAAAAUCAGGAUGUUCUGUUUUUUAUUUAGCCUUAGACAAACAUGUCCAAGUAACUGUUGUAAGUGGAUCCAGAUAAUAUGAUGGGCUGUUAUGGUGCACACGGAGAAAUCAUUUUGAGAGGAAUAUUUUUUUCCUGCAAGUCGAAUCUCAAACUGGUGCAUUUGAUUAUGUUUUUCAACAUGUGUGGAACGUAAGGAAUUGUUGUUUGCUGGACAAGUUGAAUGUACCCAGUAAAAUAUGUAUCUCAGUAUGAUAUACAUUGAUAUAUGUUGCCUUACAAAGAUGUUCAGGAAGAGGUACUGUGUUUUGAGUAUUUACUCGUGCCAUAUAUAUACAGUAUAAUGGUGAGCUUAUUCCACCAAAUGAACAUUAUUCUAAUAAAAAGCUGUUGCUGCUAUUUUCAGAGUGCAACAGUCAUUUUUGGAGACAUUUUAACAAGCUUUUUUACAGAUAUAAAAACAACAAAUGUGCCUUUUUAGCGGACAGAAAACUACAAUCACUGUUCUCUGAGCUUUCUAUCAGUCUUGUGACUGUCAGCUGUCUGAUUUGUGUUGCUCGUAAAAACUGGUCAAAGGGCUUUUUUUCCUUUCCUGUAAGCUUAAUGGCUUUGCAAAUCCCCAUGCAUGAUUUUGGGACGUUUUAUUUUGAAUUGUACUUAAUAGAUGGUAUUUGUGCCACAUUAGAUCAUUUUUUACCUUAAUUAGAUGCCUGAUUUUGUAACAAUGACCUAAAGUGCCUUAAAAAGGUCCAUAACACUCGUUAAAGAAGUGGACAGAUCCAAAGAUGACAGAUUUAUAACUAAGAGAUAGUAUUUAUCAUAUAUGCAAGUAAAUAGGGUAUGAAUAUAAUUACUAUGUUAUUGUGAAAAAUAUGCAGCUAUUAAGUGAAACAUCCCACUCAGAAAGAUCAUUUUAAGGGUUUGGUUCAGGGUUUUUCAAAGGCCUGUCUGACCAGAGAAACUUUCCUUUUAUUUUUAUUCUCAUCGACAGCUGCUCUUAAACAUGUAUACGCAAUGUUAGUUCAAGUCAAUGAACAAGCAGGACACUAACAGAUUCAAACCACAGAUGUGCUUUGUGUGAAAGUCUUGAAAGGCCUUUUUGAAAUCCUGAACCCUCUGAAAGUCCUCAUUGAAGCCUCAUGAGUCUUUGAAGGACUUGAAAUGUUACCGAAAGGGAUUUCUUGUGAGCCUUUAAUGCCAAAGUUGUAAUUUGCUUGAAGUAGAAUUUCAUAACGAUGCUGUCAGCACUAUCCUGUUUUUGUUUUCUGUUUUGCUUUUUUAAAUAAUGCUGAGUAAAAUGAGGUUUUUCCCAGUGA